AUGGCCGCCGGUCUUUGUGGACGAGAAGAAUACUCUUUGCAGACGCGUAGUACUGGUGAGUACCAAAUAGCCUACCGACAUCAGAGUGAGCGACGCUUGGCACCGAAGUGCAACACCAUUAACGUUUUGUAUGCCGAUCCUGGUGGAUUAGUAACAAAAUGUUGCUAUGGAAUUCCGCAAUGUUUCCACAGAUACCAUGCGUUACGAGAGACUGGUACACAAGCAGAGAUCGACAAUCAGCAACUGAUUGGUAUCCUGGGCGUAUCAUUCGACAUCGACAUACCAUAUCAUCGACAUCCUCCUCACCACAUUGCGAUGAAACACCUUCGGUCUAUGGCAGAAAGCGAUGUGCUUCUAUGUUCAGUUAACGUAGAAAUUCUUGCCUUUGCAACGUUUGUUUACCUAUGUUUUUUCUUCUUUUUCGCAUUCAAUCCGCAUCGUAGCACCGAUCUGGCUGAACUGUCUGCAAUCGUAGAAGAGGAAAUUGCACAGCUAUCAAUCCUCACCUCCAAAGCAGUCCAAUCAAUAAAGGCUGAGAAGCAGGUGAACGUCGCUCCUGCGGUGCUUCUGAUGAAGCGACCCGAGCAGUCCACCCAGGAGUCUCUGGAGGAGGUGCGCGGCCCGGGCGAGACGUGCAACUCGUGGCUGUGCCCACACAAUCGCCAUCAUCGAGAGUGA
Messenger RNA from Angiostrongylus costaricensis, 678 nucleotides. The record is from the annotation of a GenBank genome assembly. NCBI's taxonomy places the organism in Eukaryota, Metazoa, Nematoda, Chromadorea, Rhabditida, Metastrongylidae.